AGAAAAUUUUGGGUCCUUCUUUUUCCAGGUCUAUUCAAAAUGGCAGGUGCCCCCAGAAAGUACUCUAAGACCUCCAAGGUUCCAAAGCGUCCUUUUGAGUCCGAACGUAUCGAUGCUGAACUUAAGCUCAUCGGUGAGUUCGGUCUCAAGAACAAGCGUGAGGUCUGGCGUGUCGGUUACACCCUCUCCAAGAUUCGUCGUGCUGCUCGUGAGCUUCUUAAGCUCGACGAGAAGGACCCCCGUCGUCUUUUCGAGGGUAACGCUCUCAUUCGUCGUCUUGUCCGUAUUGGUGUGCUCGAUGAGUCCCGUAUGAAGCUCGAUUACGUCUUGGGUCUUAAGAUUGAAGAUUUCUUGGAGCGUCGUCUCCAGACCCAGGUCUUCAAGCUCGGUCUUGCCAAGUCCAUUCACCACGCUCGUGUCCUCAUCCGUCAGCGUCACAUCCGUGUUGGCAAGCAAAUCGUCAACAUCCCCUCUUUCAUUGUUCGUUUGGACUCCCAAAAGCACAUUGACUUCGCUUUGACCUCCCCCUAUGGUGGUGGCCGUGCUGGUCGUGUCAAGAGAAAGAGAGCCAAGUCUUCCGGUGGUGACAACGAGGAGGAGGAAGAUGAAGAGUAAAUUCUUUCCCUGGCACUGAAUGCAAUUAAGCUAGCUAAAAGUUAAAGAGUCUUGCACUUUUUUUGUUCCAAAAUAAAACAAAAGCGAAUCUUUGAAUUUCUGCUGUACCAAGAAAGUCACCAUGUGUCA
Umbelopsis ramanniana AG is the source of this 744-nucleotide messenger RNA. RefSeq lists its product as uncharacterized. Gene Ontology annotation, biological process: translation; positive regulation of translational fidelity. NCBI's taxonomy places the organism in Eukaryota, Fungi, Mucoromycota, Umbelopsidomycetes, Umbelopsidales, Umbelopsidaceae. The record is from RefSeq and is a predicted model, not a curated record. Gene Ontology annotation, molecular function: structural constituent of ribosome; rRNA binding. Gene Ontology annotation, cellular component: cytosolic small ribosomal subunit. The coding region runs from base 40 to 615 and encodes 191 amino acids. The transcript is spliced from 3 exons.